AUGUUUAGAGAAACAGGAUUGCCGGCAACUUCUGGAGGUCAAGGACCACCAGGACCGAAGGGUCCUGCAGGUGAACAAGGUGAAACAGGAGAAUUGGGCAAUCCAGGCAUUGAUGGAGAGGCUGGGGCUGCGGGAGAGCCUGGAGAGGUUGGAGAGCCUGGUUUGGCUGGAAUUCCAGGGCCGAAAGGACCAAAUGGAGAUUCGGGAGAAAAUGGAGAACCUGGAGAAGAUGCUGCGUAUUGUCCUUGUCCAAGACGUGCAAAAUUAGUUGUAGAAAAAUAAGCAUUAAAGAAAUUAAGGGGGAGCCAAUAAAGAAAAUAAUUAGAUAAAGAUGUACACUCUGUCCCAAAAAUAUACAUC
Molecule: messenger RNA, 360 nt
Organism: Meloidogyne enterolobii
Lineage: Eukaryota; Metazoa; Nematoda; Chromadorea; Rhabditida; Meloidogynidae
Source: the annotation of a GenBank genome assembly